Ctenocephalides felis (cat flea) is the source of this 532-nucleotide messenger RNA. RefSeq names its product co-chaperone protein p23-1-like. NCBI's taxonomy places the organism in Eukaryota, Metazoa, Arthropoda, Insecta, Siphonaptera, Pulicidae. The transcript is spliced from 2 exons. Bases 201 to 515 code for a protein of 104 amino acids. The record is from RefSeq and is a predicted model, not a curated record.
AAUUCGUGAUUCACAUUAAAAGCCUAUUGCUACCAUUGAAAUAUUGGAUUUUGAUGGUAGUGGGAUAGAUCGUCAUUUGAAAGAAGACAGUAUUCUGCUGUAUAUAUACCCGGCAGAGUGCUUCCAAAAUAAAAAUCAGUUGAGGAAUUGAGAAAAGUGGUGUCUAAAGUGAAAAAGUGUAGAACGUAGAACCAGAAAUCAUGAAUAAGGUCGCUUUCGGAUUAUAUUUUCUGGUCGUUGUCGCUUCUGUGUGCGCAAUGCCGAGGCCCGAGGAGCGAAUUAUCGCCGUAGAAGUAAAUGAACCGUCCGCCGAUCUAGAAACGGCCGAAUCAGCCGGAUACGGAAAAUUUGGAGGUCUAGGAGGUUUUGGAGGCUUAGGUGGGUUCGGAGGUUUUGGUGGAUUUAAACCUUACGCCGGACACUUCGGCUACCGACCUUUCUCAGGAUUUUACCAACCAAUAAAACCUUUCGGUUUCGGAGGUUUAGGAGGACUUUAUAAGCCAUUUCACGGAUAGAGGAAAGAGGAGCUAUA